Molecule: messenger RNA, 735 nt
Organism: Pocillopora verrucosa
Lineage: Eukaryota; Metazoa; Cnidaria; Anthozoa; Scleractinia; Pocilloporidae
Source: RefSeq, a predicted model, not a curated record
AUGACCACGGAGAUCAAAGAAUACAUCUCCAAGUGUGACGUCUGUAUGACACAUCGCACUGGCCAAGGAAAGGAACCAAUGCUCCAGCAUGAGUUUGUCACACAGCCCUGGGCUAGGGUUGCUGCUGACCUCUGUGAGUUUGACAACAGAGUAUUGUUAGUUGUCAGUGACUACUACAGUAACUUUAUCGAGGUAGCUCACCUGAGCAACCUUACCUCCUGUGCCGUAAUCAAGGAGCUGAAAGCGAUAUUUGCAAGAUAUGGCGUACCCGACACCCUAGUCACGGAUAAUGGUUCGCAGUUCUCCUCUGCCGAAUUUGCAGUUUUCGCGAAGACAUGGGUGUUCGAACACAAGACAUUGUUGCCAACCUAUCCUCAGUCUAAUGGAAAGGCAGAGAAAGCAGUGCAGACCGUCAAAACCUUGUUUAGAAAGUGCAAGGCACCCAGAACAUCAGAGUUUCAAGCACUAUUAGACUGGCGCAACAUGCCCACAGCUGGAAUUGGAACCAGUCCUGCCCAACAUCUGAUGGGUCGCCGCUGUAAGACACUGCUCCCCAUCGCAGGCUCCCUAUUGCAGCCCAACUUUCCCACAGAAGAAGACACUUGCAAACUACUUGAUACAAAGCAGUGGCAACAGUUCUACUAUAACAAGAAAGCCAGUCCCUUGGAGCCAAUCAGUGUCGGGGAUGCAGUACGUAUGAGACUACCCGGUGAGAAAACGUGGAGUCCUGGAUAA